AUGGAAGAUCUUUUGAUUUAUCAAAAUGAAUUAUUAAACAACUUAAAGAAUGCAGAGAAAAACUACAAAAAGACACCGAAGGAUAGGAUAAAGAGACCUUAUUUGGAAACGAGGCUAGAAAUGCUUGAAGAGCUUUGGACUCACUUUAAAGACGGACACAAAAACAUUAUUGUAUCCAUUACCAGUGACGAACAAAGAAAAAAUCCGUACUUUAUAGAAAAGUCAUACGAACUAUUUCAAGAAAUGUACGUGCAAUAUAAGUCGGCUAUGAAAGAAGCUCUUCAACCGUUCCUGGAUGCUGCAGGACAAGCUCCAAUACCUAGUACUUCUGUAGGUCAAGGGUCAUCCUCCUCUUCCUCGGACAAUAAUGAUAUUAAAUUGCCACAAAUCAAAAUACCAACAUUUAGCGGCAAAUAUGAGGAGUGGCAAACAUUUUAUGACUUAUUCAAUUCUCUAAUCAAUAAAAACACAAAACUAUCUCCAGCACAGAAACUACAUUACUUGAAAAGCAAUUUAACAGGAGAACCAGAAGUAAUCUUACGCAAUUAUUCUACGACAGAUGCAAACUACGCCGAUGCUUGGAACGAGUUAAUACAACGUUAUAACAACAAGCGUUAUAAUUGUAAUGCAAUUUUAAAAGUUCUUUUUGCGCAAAAAUACAUACAUACGGAGUCAGCGAGUUUUAUAAGACAUUUGGUAGACACAACUUCAACAUGCUUAAAGGCGUUAAAGAACUUAGACGUUGAGACCGAUAGGUGGGAUUUAAUUAUUAACUAUUUAACCGUGUCCAAGCUCGAUCCAGAAUCACUAAGACUGUGGGAACAACAAUUGAGCACUAACAAAAGCGAUCUACCUACUUGGCAAGACUUGAGAAAUUUUUUGGAGUCUAGGUUUAGAUCUUUGGAGAUGAUCGAGAUCAGUAAGUCAAAAACAUCACAACUGAAACCAGCAUCUAAGCCUAAAACAUUUCACGUGAAUGUCACCAAGGAAGGAAAAGAGCGUGAAAUUAAAUGUGUACUGUGUGGAAGCCAGCAUCACAUUUAUCAAUGCAAAGCAUUCGUCGAUAUGUCAACGAAAGAAAGACAAGAGAAUGUGAAGAAAAAUAAACUCUGCUUCAACUGCCUCGUACCAUCGCACUCGGUGAACAAGUGUCGACAGUCGACGUGCUGCAAACGAUGUGGUCGUCGGCAUCAUUCUCUUCUUCACUUCGAGAGAGAAGAAACCAUCGAGAAGCCUAACGAAGGAACAAACACGGCUACAGGUACAGUUCGUGACACGACGAUAGGUAAGUCCGAUCCUACAUUUAAUGAUUCGCAUAUUGUGUCUAAUUUUUUAAGCGAGCGUAUACAAACCAAUGCUGUGUUAUUAGCUACUGCUAAGGUGUUAGUUAAUAGUAAGAACGGUUGUAAACAUAUUAUCAGAGCCUUGCUAGAUCAAGGAUCACAAGCGUCAUUUAUAUCUGAGGCAACUGUUCAAUUAUUAAAUCUUACACGUAAAUCAGUGACUGGUUGGGUGUCCGGUGUAGGGGAAGGGCAAACGAGGAUCAAACAUAUGGUUUCGUUUUGUGUGAAAUCACGUCAUCAUCCCCAUGAGCCUAUUAGAAUAAACGCGUAUGUCAUGCGUACGUUAACAACACUGUUACCUACCAGUAAUCUUAUAUAUCCUGAUUGGUUAGAACUUCGGAAAUUGGAUUUAGCAGAUCCAGAUUUCAUAACACCAGGUAAAAUUGACAUUUUACUUGGAGCUGACGUUUAUGGCGACGUACUGCUAAAUGGUAUUAUCAAGCACCCUGAGGAAAAAUUAGUGGCACAAAAUACAAUCCUAGGGUGGGUAGUGUCUGGCAGGAUGACACAAGAAACUAUGUCAGCAAGGAAACAAAUCACAAGUUUACAUACACAGGUAAAAGAUGAUGAUCUACUGAAACAAUUUUGGGAAAUAGAGAGGGAACCAAACAAUAUACGAAAGAAAUUCUCAAAAGAAGAAGAAAAAUGUGAAGAAUUUUAUGAUGCCACAACUUUGAGAGACGAAGAAGGAAGAUUUGUAGUAAGGUUACCAUUUAAAAACGAAGAUCCACAAUGUCAGUAUGGUGAAUUAAGAGAAAUAGCUGCAAAAAGGUUUAAUUUCUUAGAAAGAAAAUUAUCUAAAAAUCCUAAACUUCGAGAAGAAUACUACAAGGUAAUGGAUGAAUAUAUUAAUUUAAAGCACAUGGUAGAGGUCGAUUCUUCAGAAAUUGAUAAGUCUACAGCUGUCUAUCUUCCUCAUCACGCCGUGGUUCGAGAAGAUAAGUCAACCACAAAGCUUCGUAUAGUCUUCGACGCAUCUUGCAAGGGGUCUAAUAACUAUUCUUUAAAUGAUGACUUGUGUGUUGGGCCUCAAUUGCAGCAAGAGUUACGUCAUAUAUUAAUGAAAUGGAGAACUCACAGAAUCUGUAUUACAGCAGAUAUAAUUAAAAUGUACAGAAUGGUUCGUGUGGCAGAUAAAGAUACAGACUAUCAGAGACUAUUAUGGAGGUCUUCACCCCACGAACCUAUUAAACACUACAAACUCUUAAGAUUGACUUUUGGCACAGCGUGUGCACCAUACCUUGCAGUUAAAUCUUUACAGACACUUGCCAAUGAGGAGCAGUUAAAAUAUCCUACUGCUGCAAAAAUAACAAAAACGGAUUACUACAUGGACGAUUUAUUAUCAGGCUGUGACACAGAGGAACAAGCUAUGAAUAUUUACAACGAGAUGAACAAUUUAAUGAACUCUGGGGGAUUUCAGCUACAAAAAUGGAGUAGCAACAGUGAAGCUCUUUUACAGUACAUAGGAAAAAAUAAGCGUGAUGAUCAUGAGUUGCCUUUAAAGGUUAAUAGUGUGGUUAAAGUAUUAGGGCUAAGUUGGAAUCGAGACACCGAUUGUUUUGAAUACACAGUAAACUUGCCAGAGCCUAAACAUCCUGUUACUAAAAGACAUAUUCUUUCAGAAAUAGCUAAGCUAUAUGAUCCUUUGGGUUGGAUAGCUCCCGUUGUAGUAAUCGCAAAAAUUAUCAUGCAGAAAUUGUGGAAGUCAGGAUUAGAAUGGGAUGAACCUAUUGAUAAUAUUUUGUUAGCAGAAUGGAAUCGAUAUCGUGAGAAUUUGGCGUACAUCAAAAACCUGAGUAUACCACGAUGUUUACACUAUAGUAACGCAAUAAGUAUAGAAUUGCACGUGUUUGCAGAUGCAUCACAAGCCGCAUAUGGAGCAGCAGUUUAUAUGCGAGUCAUAAACGAAGAACGAGUGUACGUUAAUCUAAUAACGUCCAAAACAAAGGUCGCUCCAAUCGAAAAACAAAUCUCGAUUCCUAGAUUGGAACUUUGCGGAGCGGCAUUAGCAGCUAAACUGAUUUUAGAAACAUCACAAGUGCUGUGUGUACCAAAAAAUAAGUUAUUUGCGUGGACCGAUUCCACUAUUGUACUAGCUUGGUUGAAGGGUGGACCCAGCAGGUGGAGCACCUUUGUAAGCAACCGAGUAUCAGACAUAUUAAACACUGUAGAUUUCGAGCGAUGGGGGCAUGUAUCUACAGAUAUCAACCCAGCUGACUGUGCGUCACGGGGCUUACAAGGUUCAGAAUUGUUAAAUCAUUCACUAUGGUGGAAUGGACCGGUAUGGUUGUCGGACCUAAAUAUGAGCAUCAGCGUUCCUAACAUCGAAGAUACACAAGAAGAAGAACGUGUUAGGUCUUUAAAUGUUAUACACAAUACCGAAGAAGAAUUUAUUUGGACAAAAUUUUCUAGUUUAUCAAAAAUGUUAAGAGUAAUUUCAUAUUGCAGACGAUUUAUUAAUUUAAAAUUACCUAAAGACAAACGUGCAACUUAUUUUAAAUUUAUUACCCCAAAGGAGUUAACAGAAUCUUUAAAUAACUGUAUUAAACAAGUUCAGUCUAUUGAAUUUAGCGAUGAUAUAAAGCAGUUAAAGUCUCAUGGUUAUGUGUUGAAAAAGAGUAAGAUACGCAACCUUUGUCCCUUUCUAGACAACAAUGGAAUACUAAGAGUUGGCGGACGUCUUCAAAGAUCUCAAAUAGCUUAUGAUACACAGCAUCCGAUCAUUUUACCUGCGAAAAGUCAUCUUAGUAAAUUAGUAAUCAAAGAAGCACAUCUUAGGACAAUGCAUGGUGGUCCUCUAGUUAUGCUUAAUUAUUUGAGAUCAAAAUACUGGAUCUUACGAGCAAAAGACCGUACAAAGAAAAUUUACCGUGAGUGUAUUACUUGCAUUAGGUAUUCUAAGAAGAAUACCACGCAACUAAUGGGUCAGUUACCUGACGUAAGAGUAAAGGCCGACCGACCUUUUAAAUCAGCCGGUGUGGACUAUGCAGGUCCCAUCAACAUUCGUUUCUCACCAGGUAGAGGAAGUAAAUCUUACAAAGGAUAUAUAUGCCUAUUUAUCUGCAUGGUAACGCGUGCCAUACAUCUGGAAGCCGUCACCGACAUGACUUCUAAGGCAUUCAUAGCGCUAUUCCGACGCUUUACGUCGAGACGAGGGCACUGCCAAGAUAUUUACAGUGAUAACGGUACUAAUUUUGUAGGUGCAGAUAAACAGCUAAGAGAUAUUUUUAAUAAUACCAAGUCUACCAUUCCUGGUGAGAUAACAGAGUUGUUAGCGCUAGAGCGUACUACGUGGCACUUUAUACCUCCUCAUGCACCUAAUUUUGGCGGGCUUUGGGAAGCUGGCGUGCGUAGCACCAAGACUCAUCUUAGAAAAGUCAUUGGGGAUACUGCCCUUACUUAUGAGGAACUAGCCACAGUACUAGCACAAGUCGAAGCCUGUUUGAAUUCUCGACCAAUAACUUUACUAAGUGAUAACCCUAAUGACCCCCUUCCGCUGACACCCGAGUACACCACAGUUAGUCAUUGGUGCGGUGCUUGUAGUACUGCCAACACUUCGGGAACUACAUUUACCAAGAACAAACAUGAUAUAUAUCCAGUUUUACAUUUAAAUCACAUUAUGACUAUGGUAGCUUUCCAAAUUUACAUAAACUGA
Messenger RNA from Melitaea cinxia (Glanville fritillary), 4998 nucleotides. RefSeq lists its product as uncharacterized. Gene Ontology annotation, biological process: DNA integration. Gene Ontology annotation, molecular function: nucleic acid binding. The coding region runs from base 1 to 4998 and encodes 1665 amino acids. The record is from RefSeq and is a predicted model, not a curated record. The transcript is spliced from 2 exons. NCBI's taxonomy places the organism in Eukaryota, Metazoa, Arthropoda, Insecta, Lepidoptera, Nymphalidae.